Molecule: messenger RNA, 2400 nt
Organism: Didymodactylos carnosus
Lineage: Eukaryota; Metazoa; Rotifera; Eurotatoria; Philodinida; Philodinidae
Source: the annotation of a GenBank genome assembly
AUGCAUCGUAAUGUAAAAUCUGUGCAAAAUGCAUUUUCACUUGUGCCCAUUCGUCAUACAAACAACGCUAAUGAUGUUGUUGCAUCAAAAUCAUUAAAACCUGGCAUUUAUUCUACAACAUUAAAUAAUAUCGGUGGAGGAAAUGAUACAUCGUCCGGUUAUAUCGUGGAUUCAACAAUUAUACAUGAAAAAUUAUCAAAACGUAAACAAUUAGAACAGCCAGUAAAAAUACAUUUUCAUCAUCCUGAUGAAAAUGCCUAUAAACAUCACUCACGGCCUAAUUCAAAAAUAAUUGAACGACGAUUUUCGAAAGGAGCCAUACAUGACCUAUCAUUCAAUCAAGGACAUGAAACACACGAAUUUCCUCCUACCCACGAUACUCAUCAUGAUGUUGACGAUGUUGAAGAGAGUGUAGUGAAUGAAUGUAAGUUUAAAAACAUUUUAUUGUAUGGUGGUGGCUAUGACACUCAUUCUCAUACUCAGUCUCAAUCACACGAAUUGAAUGAACAUAGUAACACGAGAAAUGAACAUAAUGAUAACAGUCAUCCACAUGAUAGACAUAUUGAAUUUUCAACGGGAGCAGAGGAUAACGAAAAAGAUGAUAGCGUUGCACCGUAUUUAACAUCAUUUCGACGAGCUGAUAGUUGUGCUGAUCAAUAUCGAACACGACGACGGUCCAGUGUACAGUUUCUUGACAAACGUUUUCUGCAAGAUGUUAAACGGCAAAGUUCAACAACAUCAACUGAUGGGUCAGAUGUACUAAAUGAAUAUCUAUUGAAAUCAUUAUUGACAAUGAUAAAUAUUAGCAAUAAUAAUAAUAAUAAUAAUAAUAACAAGAAGAAUAUGAUUCAAAAAUUUUUGGCAGAAGAAGAAAAUUCAAAAGAUCGUUAUAGACGAGAUAGACGUCCAUCUGUUCAAUUUAUCGAUAAACAUAUUAUACAUGAAUAUAACAGACGACGAUCAUCGGGACAGAGUGUUGAAACAGAUAUACAACGACGUUUAUCUAUUGUUGAAUCGAUUUCUACAGCUAGCGAUAGUGACAGUGAAGAUGAGGGUGGACAAAAUCUUCGAGAAAUUGAACAUAGAAAUUCAUCUGGAUUCACGGAUUUUGCUGUACGACGAAUUAAAUAUGCCACGUAUGGAAGACGUGAGAUAGAAAUAGCUGAACAAGAAAUGCCUGGACUAAUGGCAUUACGUAGAAGAGCAGAAGCCGAUAAACCAUUGAAUGGAGCAAAAAUUGUUGGAUGUACACAUAUCACAGCACAGACUGCUGUCUUAAUUGAAACAUUGAUGCGUUUGGGAGCUCAAAACGAAGUCGCGGCUGCACUAGCCGAAGCUAACAUUCCAAUAUUUGCGUGGAAAGGUGAAAUAGAUGAUGAUUUCUGGUGGUGUAUUAAAAAAGCAAUUGGUAACGAUGUUGGAUGGCAACCAAACAUGAUUUUAGAUGAUGGUGGUGAUCUCACGCAUUAUAUACAGAAACAUUUUCCAACAUUAUUCAGUUCCAUCAAAGGCAUUGUUGAAGAGAGUGUGACGGGCGUACAUCGUUUAUAUCAAAUGUGUCGUACACAAAUAUUAGCCGUACCGGCAAUGAACGUCAAUGAUUCGGUGACAAAAACAAAGUUUGAUAAUUUAUAUUUAUGUCGUGAAUCUAUAAUUGAUGCUAUCAAACGUUGUACCGAUAUUAUGUUUGGUGGAAAACAAGUUGUUGUCUGUGGUUAUGGUGAAGUAGGAAAAGGAUGCUGUUCAGCGUUGAGAGGAAUGGGUUGUUUUGUUUACGUUACAGAAAUUGAUCCCAUAUGUGCAUUGCAAGCAUGUAUGGAAGGCUAUAAAGUUGUUCGGUUAGAAGAGGUCGUUAAACAAGUUGAUAUUGUUGUUACUGCGACCGGUAGUAAAAAUGCUAUUACACGUGAACAUUUGGAUAAAUUGAAAAAUGGUGCAAUCGUGUGUAAUAUGGGACAUUCAAACACAGAAAUUGAUGUUAGCUUCUUACGAGAUUCAGCAACAACUGAUUUACAAGUCGAAAGAGUACGGACAAAUGUGGAUCAUGUUAUAUGGCCAAAUGGAAAACGAAUCGUAUUAAUUGCUGAGGGUCGUAUUAUGAAUUUAUGUUGCUCAAGUGUACCAUCAUUUGUUGUUUCAAUAACAGCAGCCACACAAGCAUUAGCAUUGAUUGAAUUAUAUAAUGCACCACUAAACAGAUAUAAAUGCGAUGUUUACUUGUUACCAAAAAAAAUGGAUGAAUAUGUUGCCAGUUUACAUUUACCAGCAUUUGAUGCACAUUUAACAGAAUUAAAUGAUGAUCAAUGCAAAUAUUUGGGAAUUAACAAAGCCGGACCAUUUAAACCAAACUAUUACAGGUUAAAACCAAUUUUUGUAAUACUAAAUAUUUCUAGUAUAUAA